Molecule: messenger RNA, 1917 nt
Organism: Coniophora puteana RWD-64-598 SS2
Lineage: Eukaryota; Fungi; Basidiomycota; Agaricomycetes; Boletales; Coniophoraceae
Exons: 13
Coding region: 1-1917 (638 amino acids)
Source: RefSeq, a predicted model, not a curated record
AUGCCUGAACACUUGAAGUUCGUAGAUCAACCGUCUCCGUCCUCGUCGUCGUUUUCACCGCCCUACUCGCCGCCCUACUCUGCUCGAUUCCGGCAUUCGAUCCACGAAAUACCUACUCCUGGGGAGGUGGUGGCUCGACCAAAGCGUUAUGAACCUUGGACCAUCAACCUGUGGGUAGUCGGGGGCGUGACAGCCGUCAUGUUCGCCUUGGCUGCAACACUGGAGAUCCUGCUCUAUUUCUCGAACAGAAAUAACGGGUUUCACAUACCGCAAGAUGACCCAUUCGAGUUUGCAUCCACCCAGGUCCUUGCAUCCUUCUUUCCGACGCUAUUAGUGGCACCGCUCGCGUUUUAUUGGACCGUGGCGGACUCGAUGGUGAGGUGGUACCAGCCCUACAUCAUGUUGUCCGAGGGAAGUGCGUCUGCUUCUAACAGCGUACUACUGGACUAUGUCACACUGAACCGAUUAAUGAUUCUUUGGACGUCUCUUAAUAAGAGACACUGGAUCAUCUGUAUUUCUACGAUCCUGAGCUGUACUGUUGUCUUCCUGCAACCGCUUGCAGGCUCCGUGUUUACAGUCAAGCAGGUUCCCCACAGCGUUGCAAUCAACGCGACGAGCGUCUCCAAGGUUGGACUACUGUGGGAUCUGCCGCAGCUUUGGGCUUAUAUUUCAUCGGCCGGGUAUGCAGAUGCUGCCGUGUACAACAACCUAACGGAUCCCCCGUUUGUUCGUGCGAGUUGGACGGCGGCAGAAUUCAGCUGGUCUUCGUAUGAAGUGAUCAACGCUACUCUGACCGUGAAUACGACUGGCUUAGAGACCUCGGUCAACUGUGUGCCUGCGACAUACAUCUCCCUCAACUAUUCAUCAUCUGGGCUGUCUACGUUGACUGCAUCACUAGACGGAUGCUCCGGGCCCACUCAAGUCAACUUCAAUGCUUCGGACGCUACGAACCAGUACGGCACCAUCAAUGCCUCGGCGUGUCUGUCGUCGGGCGAAGACAUACCCGUGCACUUUCAGCCCGUCCUGUUUUGGUGGUAUUAUCCGUAUCAGCCCAAUGACACGCUUACCGCCGCCGUGUUUUGUCACCCGACAAUGGAAUUCUACGAUAUUCAGGCCGUACAGAAUCUGAACGAUGGCUCACUCCAACCAGUUCAAGUGCUAGGUCCGUACUCAGGUUCCGAUAAUGUGACUGGAGCGCCGUUGUAUGGACGAGCGUGGAAUGGGGUGGUGUUUGACCCCAGCGACGAUGCCAUCGUCAACGCCCGUGCGACAUCCAUCGGAACUGAGAUCCCAGGAACAAUCUUUCGGUAUGGGAUGCAACUGAACGGCGGUGUUGUGACCCUCUUCCAGGGUGCAAGUGGUGGGUUUAUUAACGUUACAAAGAAUGUCUACACGCAGCACCUCGCGCUGGCCUCGAAGUCGACGUACUUAAUUAAAGAAUCGUCCACUAUUCCAGGGGAGCUUACUUCAUUUGUGUCUCGUCUCUUUCUUGACUCAUGCUCAUCUCACGCACUCGUCGCAUUCCUUCUGGCUAUUGGUUCCAUAGGCUUAUUGUUGCACUGGACGCACGCUCGCGCUCGAAGCCAACUCCACCUUACCGCUUCCCCGGGGUCGAUUGGCGCAGCCGCUGCACUGGUUUCUCGGUCUGGUUUCGGAGAACUUCUACUCCCUUACGACAACGAAAAGCGCAUGGAAGAGAAGCUCACUGGCCUGGAGUUCGGCAUCGAUAGCAGGACCGGUGCGAUUAUGGCUAUAGAGAACGAUGCGAGUCUUGGGUACCAGCAUGAAGACGAGGGACCUGACGGUGACAUGCUCCUCGGGAUAUACAAGCCAGCGCCAAGUGGGAUAGGUGUGGCUUUGGCACCAUCAGCGUCGCCAAUGUACAAGUCGUUCAGCGAUACACAGGAGAUAGUAUAG